UAAUGUCCUCUACUUCACUGCUGCAUAGUCCAUUCUGUGGCGUUCUCCGGCGUUGUAUGUUGCACUGUGCCAAAGCCAUACUGAACACUAUUGUUUUCCACCAGUCUGUUAUUCUUUCCCCCGGCAAUGUCAUGUCACCACCCUGGCGCAUGAGUUGAUAUGGUCUUGAAGUGCAUAAGGGUGGCUCAUGCUAUUCACGCGAAUACUGUAAUAUCCUGUUCGCACGACAUGUAUGUAUAUAUAAUCUCAUUGGGUAGGAGCAGAACUAGACGGGAAGUUUUAUCUUAUGGAUGUUAUGUCUUCCGUUCGCUUCUACAUCAUACUGAAUUAAGUUGCGCGUCCAAUAAAUACCCUGUAGCAACCGACUCCGUCCGAUUGAUGGAUUCAGACCUCUAAGCCAAACGCCGGAAUCCCCGAUAAUAUGAAACAGUGAAUAUGCAUA
Messenger RNA from Aspergillus novofumigatus IBT 16806, 442 nucleotides. RefSeq lists its product as uncharacterized. The transcript has a single exon. Bases 160 to 396 code for a protein of 78 amino acids. The record is from RefSeq and is a predicted model, not a curated record. NCBI's taxonomy places the organism in Eukaryota, Fungi, Ascomycota, Eurotiomycetes, Eurotiales, Aspergillaceae.